This is a messenger RNA of Eptesicus fuscus (big brown bat), 2175 nucleotides long. RefSeq names its product interleukin 31 receptor A (gene IL31RA). The transcript is spliced from 15 exons. Gene Ontology annotation, cellular component: external side of plasma membrane; signaling receptor complex. Bases 1 to 2175 code for a protein of 724 amino acids. The record is from RefSeq and is a predicted model, not a curated record. Gene Ontology annotation, biological process: cytokine-mediated signaling pathway. Gene Ontology annotation, molecular function: cytokine receptor activity; cytokine binding. Lineage: Eukaryota; Metazoa; Chordata; Mammalia; Chiroptera; Vespertilionidae.
AUGUGGGCCUGGGCGCUGUGGGCGCUCCCUCUGCUCUGCCCCGGCGGCCGGGCAGCUCUGCCGGCCAAGCCCGAGAACAUUUCUUGCAUCUACUACUACAGGGAGAAUUUCACCUGCACCUGGAGCCCAGACACGGAAGCCGGUGACACGUGGUACAGGGUCAGGAGGACUUACUCUUCCGGACAUAAAAAUGACACUUGUAAUCCUACAAGCGAGACUCCCACUUCCUGCUCCUUCUUUCCUCCAAUAACCAUCCCGGACAGUUACACCAUUCAAGUGGAGGCUCAGAAUGCGGACGGGACCGUGGAGUCUGACGUGACACAUUGGCCCUUAGUUACCAUAGUAAAAAUGGAACCACCGGUGAUUUACAGUGUGACACCAGUUUUGGGCAUCAAACGGAUGCUUCAGAUACAAUGGGCCAAGCCCGAGCUGGCCCCCGCCUCUUCCGAGUUAAAAUGCCGGCUUCGGUUCAGGACAGCGAACAGCACCCCCUGGAUGGAAGUCAGCUUCGAAAAAGAAAAAGGGAUCGAGAGAAACCACACCUACAACCUCACGGGGCUGCAGGCCUUCACGGAGUACGAGGUGGCGCUGCGCUGUGCGGCCCGGGAGUCCGCCUUCUGGAGUGGCUGGAGCCCAGUGCGCAGCGGGGCCACCGAGGAGGAAGCUCCCCUGGGCCUGGAUCUGUGGAGAGUGCUGGGACCCGCUCGGGAGAACGGGAGCCGCCCCGUGAGGCUGCUGUGGAAGGUUUCCCGUGCUCAGAAGGCCUUGGAGAGAGCACUCAGCUACCGGGUCUGGUUCUUUCCGGAAAACACCACCAACCUCACGGAGACCGUGACCACCCACCCGCAGCUGGAGCUGACGCUGGGCGCCGAGGCCUAUCGGGUGUCGGUGGUGGCCUAUAACUCGCUGGGCCAGAGUCCGGCCGCCACCCUGCGGAUCCCGGCCGCCGCCGAGGAGGCGUUCCCGGGCAUCGACGCCGUGCAGGCCCGUCUCUCGCAGGACCGGCUGGUGGUGGCGUGGCAGAGCUCCGCUCCGCACGCGGACUCAUGGAUGGUGGAGUGGCUCCCGGAUCUGGACUCCGAGCCCCCCACCCUGUCCUGGGAGGCGGUGACCGGGGCCAGGAACUGGACGAUCCGGCAAGAUGAAUUAACCCCCCUCCAGUGCUAUAACAUCUCCGUGUAUCCAAUGUGGCAAGACCGUGUGGGCAAGCCGUACUCUGUCCAGGCCUAUGCCAAGGAAGGCGUCCCGUCAGCAGGUCCCGUGACCAAGGCGGAGGGCAUCGGCGUGAAGACUGUCACCAUCACGUGGGAAGAGAUUCCCAAACAUCAGAGAAACGGUUUCAUCCGCAGCUACACCAUUUUCUACCAAGCCGAGGGCGGGGAGGCAUUCGCCAAGACGGUCGGCGCCAGCGCCCUGCGGUGUGGCCUGGAGUCCUUGAGGCGAAAGACCUCUUACUCCGUCCGGGUCAUGGCCAGCACCAGCGCCGGGGGGGUCAACGGCACCAGGAUCAACUUCAAGACGCUGUCAAUCAGUGUCCUGGAGAUCUGCCUCGUGGCCGCGCUGGGCGGGGGCGGGAUGCUCAUCCUCAGCGUCCUGGCCGCGGCCUGUGGCCUCCAGAAGCCCAAGUUGAAGCACCUGUGUUGGCCGGAAGUCCCCAACCCUGCCGAGAGCAGCUUGGCCGCAUGGCGAGGCAGGGGCCUCAAGGAUAAGCCGAACCUGAAGGAGGGUGAUGAUGUGAGCACAGAGGACGGCAUUCUCAAGCCCCAUGCUGCCCCCAGUGACCUCAUUGACAAGUUGGCAGUGAACUUCGGGAAUUUCCAGGAAGAGGUUUCCGCAGAGGAAGCGGGAAAGGGCCAGGAAAACAUUCUGGGAGGGGACAAGAAUGAGUACGUGACCUCCCCCUUCAGGCCUUACUGUUUGCUGGAGCCACUCACUGAAGCUCCGCCCACUGUGGCCGAGGCUCCGCCCAGAGAGCCCCAGAGCCUGUGCUCUGGCAGCCAGGAGGGCACCAGCCCAGAGGCUGAGGAGCAACUUGUCCCUUCUGCCCAGCGUCCAGGGCCCGCCAGCGCCUGCGAGGAGGAGGGGGCGCCCAACCCGUAUCUGAAAAACUCGGUGACCACCAGGGAGUUUCUCGUGUCUGAGGAACUUCCAGACCAAACCAAGAGAGCCACCUAG